AUGUUUGGUACUCAAAGAUUUCCCAUCAUUUCGAUUGAAAACCAUAUGAUCACAUCCCCCCUCGAUCGAUAUUUCCCUGGCGUAUUGGAUACAAUUCAACAAGGGCGGCCAUCCAAGCGUUUUUAUGGAGGUUUCCAACAGCCUUGGACUUUGUGGAUGGCUCGGUGUCCUCGAUGUACGAAAUGGCAGGAGUUGAGAGCGUUUCGAUUCGAUGCGGGUGCCGGACCUGGGUUUCAGGCAUGGGAACCUGACAUGGGGCGGCUAACUUGGGACGGAGUAAUACUUACGCAAGAGAUCUUUGACAAGGCUUGCUGCAACGCAUGCUUUAUGGAACAGAAUGGACAGUCAGCACUGGCCGAGUAUCUUUGCCGGUGGUUCGUGUUCUUGGUGAAACAGCAGCCCGAAGAUGUACAAUCUGAGCUUCUUUCCGAAGCGAGUAGAUUCAUGACAAACUACGGCGCAAUAAUUCAUCCGACAGCGUUCCAGGAUUGGAACCAGACAUGCCUAGAGAUUGACUCUUCUCGAUCCCAGGGCGAGUCUCCAUGGCAUUUGUCUCCCCGUUCUCAACUCCUCUUCAAACACUGGUUCAGGAUCUUUGGGCUAGCCGCCGAUGCAUUCCCCGAUGACCCCAGAGGUCAAUUCCACAAGCAAAGAGUAUAG
Messenger RNA from Fusarium fujikuroi IMI 58289, 660 nucleotides. RefSeq lists its product as uncharacterized. Bases 1 to 660 code for a protein of 219 amino acids. The transcript has a single exon. The record is from RefSeq and is a predicted model, not a curated record. NCBI's taxonomy places the organism in Eukaryota, Fungi, Ascomycota, Sordariomycetes, Hypocreales, Nectriaceae.